AUGCGGAGCGCGCCGAGCCAGUGCGCGGUAACGCGCGCCCUGGUCCUAGCCGGUCUCUGGCUGGCAGCAGCCGGGCGCCCCCUAGCCUUCUCGGACGCGGGGCCUCACGUGCACUACGGCUGGGGUGAGCCCAUCCGCCUGCGGCACCUGUACACCGCCGGCCCCCACGGCCUCUCCAGCUGCUUCCUGCGCAUCCGAGCCGACGGGGGGGUUGACUGCGCGCGGAGCCAGAGCGCGCACAGUUUGGUGGAGAUCAGGGCAGUCGCUCUGCGGACCGUGGCCAUCAAGGGCGUGCACAGCGUCCGGUACCUCUGCAUGGGCGCCGACGGCAGGAUGCAAGGGCUGCUUCAGUACUCUGCUGGGGACUGUGCCUUCCAAGAGGAGAUCCGCCCCGACGGCUACAACGUGUACCGGUCCGAGAAGCACCGUCUCCCUGUCUCUUUGAGUAGUGCCAUACAGAGGCAGCUGUACAAGGGCAGAGGGUUUUUGCCCCUGUCCCAUUUCUUGCCCAUGCUGCCCGGCAGCCCAGCAGAGCCCAGGGACCUCCAGGACCACGUGGAGUCGGAGAGGUUCUCUUCACCCCUGGAAACAGACAGCAUGGACCCUUUUGGGAUUGCCACCAAAAUGGGGUUAGUGAAGAGUCCCAGCUUCCAAAAGUGA
Prionailurus viverrinus (fishing cat) is the source of this 660-nucleotide messenger RNA. RefSeq names its product fibroblast growth factor 19 (gene FGF19). Gene Ontology annotation, molecular function: growth factor activity; fibroblast growth factor receptor binding. Bases 1 to 660 code for a protein of 219 amino acids. The record is from RefSeq and is a predicted model, not a curated record. Gene Ontology annotation, biological process: positive regulation of protein phosphorylation; positive regulation of gene expression; cell differentiation. The transcript has 3 exons. Lineage: Eukaryota; Metazoa; Chordata; Mammalia; Carnivora; Felidae. Gene Ontology annotation, cellular component: extracellular region; cytoplasm.